Molecule: messenger RNA, 4200 nt
Organism: Bombyx mandarina (wild silkworm)
Lineage: Eukaryota; Metazoa; Arthropoda; Insecta; Lepidoptera; Bombycidae
Product: esterase FE4
Source: RefSeq, a predicted model, not a curated record
AUCUUAUAUUCAAUACAUUGUUAUUGCGACACAGACGCUCGGCCAUUACAAACGUAUACUGUAAAUAAAUUAAAAUUAAAUGACUAAAAAACAAAGAUAAACAAUAUUUGGUAUUAAAAUUUUAAUACACUUGUAUAAACUUCGUUCUAGAGACGUUAUUUGUAUAUUAGAUCAAGCAAGAUAUCGUUGAUUUUGUGGGUAUUUUAAUGCUUAAUACCGGAAAGUGAUCGAUUGGUAUGAAGUGGGUCGCAUUACUAUCUCUGAUCGCGGUGAGCGUGGUGCGACUACCGGCUCCGGUGGUGAUCACAACUAGUGGACCAGUGAGGGGCAGGAUCAGCGAAAAUGGAAACUUUUACGAGUACUUCGGAAUCCCGUACGCUACUGUUGACGAGAGGAAUCGAUUUCAGGCACCGCUGCCCGCACCGCAAUGGAGCGAAAUCUUCGAAGCCACCAACGAAAACACGUGGUGUCCACAAAAAUCCAUUGGCCCUAUAGUCUUCGGAGAACCAGACUGCCUCAAGCUCAACGUCUACUCCCCAGUCAAGGCUGUGAAGCUUCCCGUCAUGGUGUACAUUCAUGGAGGUUGUUUCUUUAGUGGUGCCGGAUCUCCAUACCUAUAUGGAGGGGAUUUCUUCGCCGAAAAUCAAGUCGUCUUCGUGGGUAUAAAUUACAGAUUAAGUGUCGAAGGCUUCCUCUGCUUAGGCAUCGAGGAGGCGCCAGGAAAUGCAGGACUUAAAGACCAGAUCGCAGCCUUGAAAUGGAUUCAAGAAAACAUAGCUAAUUUCGGCGGAGAUCCAGAUAAUGUUACAUUGUUUGGUGAAAGCGCUGGCGCUGUUUCCACGUCUUUCAUGAUACUUUCUCCGGCUGCUAGAGGCCUCUUCCACAAGGCCAUACUGCAGAGCGGUUCUUCCCUUGCGCCUUGGGCACUCCAGCAUGAUCCAAUAAGAACCGCGAGCGCUUUAGUCAAGAAAUUCGGUUACGAUACCAAAGAUCCGUACGAAAUAUACAGUAUUCUAUCGAAUAAGACUGUUAAUGAAUUAGUUCUCGCAUUAAAUAAUGAAGAAAAAUACUGCGUUGCUGAUUUCAAUAUUUUUGUGCCGUGCGUCGAAAGACCAAUUGAAGGAAUUGAAUCUGUCAUAACUGAAUAUCCCACGAACGUAAUCCGUUCAGGGAACUACACUAAAGUUCCAAUGAUAAUUGGUAAUACGGACAAAGAGGGCAUUUAUUUUGUGGCUGCAGAUUACGGCGUCAAUUUGGCGAAUCACACGAAUUUUGACAUCAUGAGCAAUCUGCAGAACGAUCUAGAAUUUCCAAAUGAUUGGGAAAGGAACUGUACAGCAGAGAGAUUAAAGACGCAUUAUUUAUCUUCAUCGACAGAGGACAAUAUGAUCAUGAACGUGGUGGAACUAUACUCCGAUGUACACUUCAAAUUUCCUUCGGUUAUAGAAUCCGAGAUGUACUCCAUGACAACGGACCAACCCAUAUACUAUUACAUUUUCAAGUACAGCGGACUGAUAAACAUGCCCAAGCUGAUAUCAGGAUUUGGUUUGAUCAAGGGCGCCUCUCAUGCCGACGAGCUGUUUUACUUGUUCAAGCCUCACUCCUUUCCGUUGCCGCAGAAGUCACUCGAAAGUACUAUGAUAGCUCGCAUGCUGGAAAUGUGGACUAAUUUUGCUCGUUACGGGAACCCAACACCGAAACGAACUAAAAUUCUGCCUUACAUAUGGAACCCCAGCCGGGAGCCGAACCCUACCGCUUUGGUGAUCGAUUCCCGCAUCACCACCGCGCCGAUGUGGAACGAACAAUCCGUCAAACUAUGGAAUGAAACAUACAGAAAAUACAGGAAAAGAAAUUAUGGUUUCAAAGAUUUUUGUUCCAUUAGACAACAGUAAACAAUUAAUGGCCGAAGUAAAACCCGAAUUUAAACCAGUUUAUAACAUGUCAUUAGUACUUAAAACUCAGAAUUAUUAGUAGAACUAAAAAAGGUAUUGAUGUUUUUGACGUACUAAAUGACUGUCAAUGUCAUGACCGGAAGUUUGGAGCGUCAUUUCAUUAAUGUCACUUUGUCAUAACGACCGAUGUCAAAAUUCAGUCAUGAAUUACAUUAACACAAAAUCUUUAAUUUUAAGUUUUGACUUUUUGCUAGCUGAACACAGAUCUGUUUGAUGAUAUACUUCGUUUUUUAUGUUUCAAGAUCUAAUCAUCCGAUAGUCAAAUUACGGAUCUGUUUACCAAACGUCAUGAAUACGAGUCACAUUUGUAAACAUCGAGUAAUAGCAAAUGCAGUUUUUCACGCGCUAAUAACGAAUCUAAUAAAUGUUCGUAUGUAAAACAACGAAAUUAAUGACGUAAAAUAUUAUUUAAUAAUUUACUUACAUUAUUAAUUAAUUAAUUAAUUAAUUUACUUAAACGAACGCUUUGUUCACCGGAUGUAUUUAAGUUGUCAGCUUUUUAAUAUCAAGUAUCCGCUAACUGCGUGAAUUCCCCCUCACCGUUGAAAGAAUUUAUCGAUAAAUGCUACUCCCGAUUGCGAAAUAGAUCCUUAAUAUUUCAUAAACUCGCCUCUACAAACUUCAAACUCACUCUGUGAUGCGAAAACGCAUAUUAACCAUGUCACUGAAUAGACUGGGUAAUACUAAUACAUAUUUCCAAUAUCAACAUGACAACUACUAUUGGCUACCGCUGACCGUAAGCGUGGAUAGAACCAAACAGUCUGUUAAUGUUAGUAAAUAUAUGUCGUUUUGAAUCUAGUCUUUAUUUUAGUUUUAAGAAAGAAUUGAAUGUCUGACUUGGGUUUAAGUGUUCUCUUGAAUACCGUUCCAAUGGCAAAAAAACUAACAAGCUUAUCAAAAUUAUGAACAGUGCUAUUGGCAUGUUUUUAUUCAAAUGAAGAACAAUUACAGAGGGAAUAAUAAUACUCAUAGAUAAUAUUAUUGUUGUUUAGAUUAUAUUUGCAUACAAUACGAUAUGUCUACAAUAAAGUGAUAUCUACAAGCCUCAUUUGACACAAGACAUGCCACAGCAUCUAAGAACUACACAGCUAUUCUAUUUGUGGACAAUAGUUAUUAUCUACUGUAAAAAACAGGACCAUGCGGUGUUAAAUCUCAACGCAUUAUUGUUGUCUACUUUUCAUUAUUAUUCAUUUGGACAUUUUCAACUAGACAAAACGACCGCAGAUUGUUUUUAACUGUUUAGAAACACAUUCUAGAUGCAUACUUGAUCCCUUGUAAAGACAUUCAAAAUGGUGCUAUAUAUUUUUUGUAUGUAUUAAAUGUAUAAUUUAAUUAAUUAAUUAAAUAUAAUAUCAAAAUCAAACUAUAUUAUGUUGGGUGUUGUAAAGACUUUAUAAUUAUUAGAAAGAUUUAUUAGAUUAAUAUUAUCUACGUUAUUUUGCCCUAAUCUUGCCGAAUGAUCUUGACGAAUUUGAACUAGGAAUUGGCUCGUGGAUACUUUUAGAAGAAAGGGCAGUAGGUUCAUUGCUUUUGGGUUUACAAUAUAAUUUCCGAUAUUUCGUUCGAAAUAUUUGUUUACGUGCACACACAGUACAUUGUAUACGAGUUAUUAAUAUACGCUUUGGAAUUCCUGUAAUAGAAACUUAAUUAUCUAAAAAGCUCUUCUAACGGCAGGCAGCGGCUUGGCUCUGCCCCUGGCAUUGCUGACGUCCAUGAGCGACGGUAACCACUCACCAUCAGGUGGGCCGUAUGCUCGUCUGCCUACACGGCAUUAAAAAAAUAUAUAACCAGCUAGUUAUGUUCUAGCUCAACACACAUCAGAAGCUGUAGUUGUGUGUUUGAGCCCUGACAAAAUGAGUUAAUUUAUAAAUUCAUUUCUUAAAGUUGUGCAAUAUUUUUACUAAACGCUUUUACGACAACAUACUUCGGUGUAUGGCUAUCUUCUUUAUUGUUUGUUAAAUUUUAUGUUUCUCGUACCAAAUAUAAAUUGAUUAGUUUUCAAAUUCAUCAAAUGAAUGUUAUGUGCAAUAAGUGUAUUUAAUUAAAAGUUAAAAAUACACUGUAAUUAUUGAUAGAUUUUUAUUCGGUUCACAAAACCAAUGUUGUGUGCAAUAAAUAUAUUAAAUAAAGAAUUAAAAUAUCCCGGGAUUACGCAUGGUUUUUUAUUUGUGUCCUAAAAUUGUAAUGGUUAAUUUUUUAGUCAAAAGUAAAUCAAUUUUGUAACGUCUAUGAUUUAUGUUUUGCCGCA